Molecule: messenger RNA, 3060 nt
Organism: Pyrenophora tritici-repentis Pt-1C-BFP
Lineage: Eukaryota; Fungi; Ascomycota; Dothideomycetes; Pleosporales; Pleosporaceae
Source: RefSeq, a predicted model, not a curated record
AUGCCGACGCAUGGUACAGGCCCGCCUGGCCGCAAAGGCCAAUCUCUCAAGAUGAAGACAAGCAGCUUCUUUCACGCAACUUCAUGCCUCCCUGAGGAGGAUCGCACACUGAUUUCACGCCUCGGUCAAGGACCCACUGUCCCAGCUCCUUAUUCUUUAAUACACGAGGCCUUCGAGAACAUCGCUGAAGCUCAUCCCGCCACUAUUGCUGCCACGGUCGUUGGUAAUUCAAUUACGUACCACCAGCUAGAUGAAGCAGCGAACCAGCUCGCCAAUUUCCUUAUACACGCCGGGCUUAAGCCGAGAGAACGCGUAUGUCUCGUUGUACAACGAUCGCUCGAGAUGCUCGUCGGGAUUUUUGCAAUCUUGAAAGCUGGAUGCCAAUACGUGCCAGUUGAUGGAGGGGUGGCAUCGGACGAGGCUUUGACGCAUAUCUUCACCGACUCUGAUGCAAGCUUCAUUCUCUGUCUCCCCAAAUUUUUGGAAAGAGCCGAGCGAUUUGCUCGAAAAGAUGCCACUGUCAUCGCCCUGAGCAAGGACGUUGGCGCAUCCUUCCCUUCGACACGCCCAUCAGUCCAAGUUUCACGGCAGGAUGGGGCAUACGCCAUAUAUACAUCAGGCAGCACUGGGAAGCCCAAGGGUGUCGAUGUCUCGCACGCAAAUGUCACAAACGCGCUGUUGCUGGAACCCGCGCGACUUGGUAUCACAGUGGGCUCCAGAGUUGCUCAAGUACUCAACAUUGCAUUUGAUAUGGGAGCAUGGGAGAUACUUGGAUGUCUUAUGAACGGCGGCACCUUAUAUAUACGGGGUUCUGAUUGGAAAGCCACACUCAGUGAGAUCGACACACUCAUAGGCACACCGUCUAUUCUAUGCAAGUAUCAACGGCGGGCAUUCCCAGGCAUCAAACAUAUAGCAACUGGCGGCGAACUUUGUUCCCAGGCUCUUGCUGAUGAGUGGGCGGAAGAUGCAUGCUUCUACAACAUUUGCGGACCCACGGAAGUCACUAUACUUAACUCAGCACACCGACAUACCCCAGGUCAGCCAUUGUCAAUUGGUAAACCCUUGCCCAAUACGACAUGCUACAUUCUUGAUGAGAAUGAGCAACCUGUUCCGAGUGGACAAAAGGGUACCAUGUGGGUGGGCGGAACUGGUGUAACUCGUGGUUAUAUCAACUUGCCUGAACUGACAUCUCAUCGCUACAAACCGGACAAGUUCCUUGAAAAUGGGUCCAUGAUGUUCAACACUGGCGAUAUUGCACGAUGGAGGGAGGAUGGCGAGCUUGAUAUGCUUGGUCGUAAAGAUGAUCAAGUCAAGAUCAAGUCAUUUCCAAACGUAAGGCGAGGUACAGCAAUGCUUGUAGAAAGCGUACUUUGCGCUUUCUACGCACCACAUGGCUCAGUGGACGAAGGGGCCCUGGAUGCAUUCGUGCGGAAGCAUCUGCCUUACUACUCUGUUCCUGACAAAUGGAUCCAGGUCGACUCGAUACCGCUCACCAACAAUGGAAAAGUCGACCGAAGAAAGCUGAGCUCAAUGGCUCUACGCCAGUCCAGCCCCAAUUCUGCCGUAGUCGAGCCUACAGUAAAGCCCGGAGACCUUUCGCAUGGCGUUGUACUGGAGAUAGGCACUCCUGAAAUGUCCUCCACUGUUUCUUUGGAAGAUCCAGAGAAGGCCAAUGUCAUCAUCACCAGCAACUCAUCAGAUAAGAGCGAACUUUCCAUCAAAGAAUCCACCGAGAAAGUGCCGGAGUCAUUGCCACCGAAGCACAGCUAUCACGGUCUGCGAUGGCUUCGACAUCGCGCAUUCAUACUGUAUCGACGCUUCUUUUCCAUCGUGGUACUAGCCAACAUGGCAGUGGCAGCCUUCCUCUUGAACCGCAAGAUUGCAGAAAACAGGGAUAUUCUCUCGAAUUUGGCCUUGGCCUUCGCCGUCAACCUUGUCGUAGCCGUCCUGAUGCGUUCUGAGCCCGUCGUCAAUCUCCUAUUUACUGUUUUCUGCUCGGUCCCGACCUUUUUCCCUCUAGCUAUACGCCGUCACUGCGCGAGGAUCUUCCACAUUGGCGGUAUACACAGCGGAUGUGCGCUAGCAGCUAUGAUGUGGCACUUCAUCUUCACCGUGGACAGCAGCCUAGACCUUGGAAAGCCUGCACAUCUGCGUCGAAUCUCGGUGGCUCCAGUCGUGCUAUCGUAUCUCGUGCUCCUCAUUUUUCUAGCCAUCGGUGCGACUUCUCACCCGAAUUUCCGCGCCAAGUACCACAACAUUUGGGAGAUGACGCAUCGCUUCGGUGGUUGGACCUGUCUUGCGCUGUUAUGGUUCGUAACGUUUCUCGCGACCAAAGACCUCAAUCCCUCGGCGGCCCCAUCAACUGCCUUUUUGCGUGCCCCAACCGUCUGGCUUAUUGCAAUUGCGACAGCAGCUAUCAUUUUUCCAUGGUUGCAUCUACGCAAAGUCGCCGUCCGCUCCGAGGUUCUCUCCAACCACGCCGUCCGACUUUGGUUUGACUACACGACACCCGUGGUAGGCACUGCUGUAAGACUUGCAGAGCGUCCCUUGGUCGACUGGCACGGCUUCGCCACAAUCACAAACCCCGACGGCAAAGGCUUUUCUCUCAUCGUGAGCCGCGCAGGCGACUUCACCGGCCGCACAAUCGAGCGCGCACCGACCCACAUCUACGUGCGUGGCAUCCCCACCUGCGGCGUCCUGCGAAUAGCCACGCUAUUCAAGUCCGUUGUCCUGGUUGCCACCGGCUCAGGCAUUGGACCCUGUCUGGCUGUCAUUCUCGCGCAAAAAGUGCCGUGUCGCAUCCUGUGGACGGCACCCAAUCCUGAAGAAACUUUUGGCCAGGAGAUUGUGGAUAGCGUGCGGACGACGGAUGCACAGGCGGUAAUUUGGAAUACUAGGACACAGGGGAAGCCGAAUAUGUCCUUGUUGGCGUAUCAGUUGUGGAAGGAGAGUGGGGCGGAAGCUGUGUGUGUGAUUAGUAACAAGCGGUUUACUACGAAGAUUGUGUAUGAUAUGGAGGCUAGGGGUAUCCCAGCGUAUGGGGCGAUUUUUGAUUCGUAA